GGUGAUGGGCGGCGGCGUUGUGGGUAGCGUCCGGCCUGGGGAGCCUGUCAAGAGGAAGCGGGGGAGGCCCAGGAAGUAUGGAGACGGUGCCAGUGGCAGCAGCAGUGUGUCGCUCGCGCUCACGCCUCUCUCCUCGGUCAGCCCGAUAUCAUCGGUCACUACUACUCCCACAGAGAAAAGGAGAGGCCGGCCUCCCGGCUCUGGGAAAAAGCAGCAACUUGCAGCUCUUGGCUCCGCUGGACAAGGCUUCACUCCUCACGUCAUCACGAUCGCUGCUGGAGAGGAUGUUGCCACCAAAAUCAUGUCUUUCUCGCAAACUGGACCCCGGGCAGUCUGUGUUCUGUCCGCCAACGGUGCCAUUUCAAAUGUUACGCUUCGUCAACCGGCUACUUCUGGUGGCACUGUGACGUACGAGGGUCGUUUCGAGAUCCUCUCCCUGUCAGGAUCUUUCCUCCUCACCGAAAGCGGGGGCACGCGAAGCAGAACAGGCGGUCUGAGCGUGUCCCUGGCCGGACCAGAUGGACGCGUCGUUGGCGGUGGAGUCGCCGGGCUUCUCAUGGCUGCCACUCCCGUUCAGGUGGUUGUAGGGAGCUUCAUUGCGGACACGCGCAAGUCUGUGCCAUUGCGGGCCAUGGACAGCCCGCAGGGCGCCUCCGCCUCCGGAUCCAUGCAGAGGCCAACCAAGAACGAGUCAGGGGCGAGGAGCCCGGAUAGUCCUCACAUGGAACAGCAGAGCAGCGGCGCUGGUGGUGGUCCUGGUGGUGGCGGUGGUGGUGGCGGUGGCGGUGGCGGUGGUGGAGGCGUCGGUGGUGGAGGCAGCCUGUUGCAGCACUCGCAGCACUCACAGCACUCACAGCACUCGGUCCAGGGGAUGGGCAGCUUAGGAGGAUGGUCGAGUAGCCAGACGCUCGCGGAGCCGCGGCGUGACACAGAUAUCAACAUACCGCUGCCGAACGGGUGA
Selaginella moellendorffii is the source of this 961-nucleotide messenger RNA. Its product is annotated as AT-hook motif nuclear-localized protein 10. NCBI's taxonomy places the organism in Eukaryota, Viridiplantae, Streptophyta, Lycopodiopsida, Selaginellales, Selaginellaceae. The record is from RefSeq and is a predicted model, not a curated record. Gene Ontology annotation, molecular function: minor groove of adenine-thymine-rich DNA binding. The transcript has 5 exons. Bases 5 to 961 code for a protein of 318 amino acids.